UGUCCAGACGACAAAUAUGGCCAAGAUGACUCUUUCGUUGUUGUAAACGGUUUAAAGAUUUUGCGUUAGGGAAACGCAAUUUAACUCUCUCUGUACCAAGGGAAUCUCCCUGGCUGAUGUGUAAAGCUGUCUUAUAAACUUGUGGGUGUUUGUCGCGAGCAAGAUGUACAACGCUAGCGUGGUACCUUACAAGCCAAAGAGAGAUAUGGCUGGACCAGCCAUUGACAGUAACAAUGAUAUAGUCCCACCACUAGACUAUUCAUUCUGCAGACUCACCAAGCCCACUGAUGUUUAUGAUGAGACGCCGCGUAUGAACUCACCCAGGAAGGUGAAAACCCAGAAAGCCGAGAGUGGCAAGUCGAACAGCAGGUGCCUGCGUCUGAACAACAACGCUCUGACAGAGAUCGACAGCUUGAUAGAGGUGGCAUCAACCCUGUUUGAGAAGCCCUCAGAUAUAGCUUGGCUUGAUCUCUCUUUUAAUGAACUCACAGCUAUUAAUCCAGCAAUAACAGAGUUAAAAAACCUUCAGAUUCUCUACCUUCAUGGCAACCAGAUUUCUUCCUUGGCUGAGAUUGAGAAACUGAAAUCUCUAACAAAUUUAAGAAAACUCACCCUUCAUGGAAAUGCUGUGGAGAAUGAAGAGAAUUACAGAUACUACGUCUUAUCCAUAUUACCGAAUCUCCAAGAGCUGGACUUCAGUUGUGUGACAAGGAAUGACCGCAGGACAGCUGAGACCUGGCGAAAAAUGGGACAUGCGAAGAAGAAAAAGAACAAGGCUGUUGAAAACUAGUAGUACUACCAGUGGAUAAUAUACACAUUAAUUGGUUGUGACAGACUUUUAGCUUGUCAUCUGAUAGCCUAAUUAUGAUUUUAAAUGUAUAUGUAAUUCAGUUUGUUGAAGCUUAUUAAUCUCCAGUGAGUGCUGAAAUCCAUUCCAGUAUUAUGAUGUUAACACCAGAAUGGGAUCAGUAAUGAAAGUCAUUGAUGAACUGAUAUAUGUAACAUCACAGCUGUUGUGGUUUUUGUCUAGUAUAGUUGGUUACAACUAUGAAGAUGGUCUAAGCAUUUGUUAAUAUAUAAACUCCCUUUGCAGGGAAUAGAAUUUGAUUAUCUGUGAUAUUAUAAGAAUCUCUUCGUACUGAUUCAUGCUGGUCAUAUGCUGCCGUAUUCUCUCUAAUGAUCAUUCUUCUGUCUAUUUUUUUUAUUAUAAAGGAUCAUAGCUACUGUAAAGCUGUGACAAAGGUAGAAUUAUAGUCAGAAUAUAAAUCAAUGCCUUGACUGUGCUAAGAAAUAAUCAUAUAGGUUUUAUUAACCUGGUUAUUGUUUUUUCUUAACGUUUUAUUUUUCACUGCAAUAGUGAAUAUUUCAUUUAAGGCCUCACUCAAUGUUUUUUUUACAUGUACAUAAUAAAUUCAUUAAAAAUUCAAUAAAUGUUUUAUUCACA
Liolophura sinensis is the source of this 1444-nucleotide messenger RNA. RefSeq names its product leucine-rich repeat-containing protein 51-like. Lineage: Eukaryota; Metazoa; Mollusca; Polyplacophora; Chitonida; Chitonidae. The coding region runs from base 164 to 790 and encodes 208 amino acids. The transcript is spliced from 5 exons. Gene Ontology annotation, molecular function: protein binding. The record is from RefSeq and is a predicted model, not a curated record.